AUGAUUGUCACUUUAGCACUCCGUGUUCUCCAGAUGCUGUUCGCAGCUGUUGUUCUAGCACUAUCUGCAGUUUUGAUUCAUGGUUAUGGUCCGGGUACUUCGUGGUCCCUUACAUCUUAUGGGUCUUUCUGUGGUGGAGCUGCUCUUAUAUUCGCUGCCAUUGGGGUCGCUGCUUGUUUCGUGGAAGCUUUGCAAGGCAUCAUAAUGCUUGCUCUUGAUGGCAUUGCAUCUUUCUUUCUCCUUGCUGGUGGAAUCGCAUAUGCCGCGACUAUCAAGGUCGGCAGCUGUUCUGAUUUGAAUUAUAUUAAAGACCAUCCCAAUCCAAUGUUCCCUGGUGGACACAAACAAUAUUCCGGUGAUGUUGUCAAAGCUGUGGAGGACGACCUCAAGGCUAGAUGCCAAGAAGUUCAAGCAAGCACGGCAUUCAUAUGGUUCACAGCGGCUUGUUUUGUUGGAACAACUGCUAUUCACUUCUUGAGCAGCAAACGUGGCGGCGGUGCUGCGAGCUACCCUUAG
Molecule: messenger RNA, 516 nt
Organism: Botrytis deweyae
Lineage: Eukaryota; Fungi; Ascomycota; Leotiomycetes; Helotiales; Sclerotiniaceae
Exons: 3
Coding region: 1-516 (171 amino acids)
Biological process (GO): eisosome assembly; protein localization to plasma membrane
Cellular component (GO): eisosome; plasma membrane
Source: RefSeq, a predicted model, not a curated record